AUGGCCGGCGGGCCGCCCGCCGGGCUGGCCGGCGGCGGCGCCGCGGCCUCGCGGUACGGCGCCGCGGCGGGCGCCGGCGGCGGCCGCGGGCUCCGCGGGUCGACGGGCACGGCGCCCUCGGCGCCGCUGGGCGGGGCGGCCACGGCGCCGCAGCCCGCGCUGGCGGCCGCGGUGGAGGCCUGGCCCACGGACGGCGGCGCGGGCCUGCCGCUGCUGCCAUCGGGGCUGAUCGACCGCAUCGGCUUCGGCAGGGCCCAGGUCCGCGCGGCCCUCACGGGAGGGGGCUGCUGCUUCGCGGACGGCGCGGAGCUCCUCCUCAUCAGCGCGGUGACGGACGCGGUGGCGAGCAGCUGGGGCAUGGGGCCGCUGCGGCGGGGCUCGGUCGUCACCAUCGUAGCCGCUGCUGUCUCGGCUGCUUUUCCUCCGCACGUCGGGAUCAUGGUCGGCAACUUCGCCAGCGGCCCCAUAGGAGACGCCCACGGGCGACGGCAGCUGAUCUUCUCGUCUUUUCUUGGCAUCUUCGUCUUCAGCCUGGCGAGCUCCCUUACUGUCGGAUUCUGGAGCCUGAGCGCUGCGCGUUUCUGCGUCGGCGUGGCGUUCGGCAUCGGCCACCCGGCAUGGAACGCACUGGGCGCAGAGGUCACGCCCGCCGAUUACCGGAUCAUGAUGUCGUCCAUCUCGCAGGGUUUUUUCAUUCUCGGAGAGCUCUUCAGCGCGACUCUGCUGAUGGCCGACGAUCCGCAGAUGAAGGACCUGCACUGGCGGUGGCUGCUGUGCAUGGGCGCCAUCCCAUCGGCGGUGUUCGGGGUCGCUUGCCUAUUCUUCAUGUACGAGUCCCCCUCGUACCUGGCCGUGUCGGGGCAGAACGAAAGGGCAAAGGAAGUACUGCAGUCGAUGGCCCACGACAACGGGCACCCAGCUGACAUGCCGGUGGAUUUCGUCCUCGUCACAAGGAGAAGCCAGCUGAAGCGCCUGGCCAAGAAACUGCGGGCUGCUCGCCGUCUCACCGUGCUGUCUAAUAACGACCUCCUCAAGCACGUGCGCGUGGUGUUCGGCCCCAACUUGUGCGUGUCCACUUUCAUCGUGAUGUACUCGUGCUUCGUCUUGAACUUCUUGUACUACGGUUGCAUGUAUGCCUUCCCGCAGGUUCUCGCGAGAAGCGACGAGCCAGGUUCGAACGCUGCUCUCGAGCUCCUCAUAGGCGCAGUGGCAGAAAUCCCAGGGCAAAUUCUCGGCUUCCUCUGCGGCUCGUAUCUCACCCGCAAGCUCAGCAUGAAGGUAUACCUUGGCUUCACAUCACUCUCGCUCAUGUCAUUCGCUUUCAGCCUGCUGCGCCCAGGGGGGUCCGCGAAGCUCUUCCAGCUGGCCGGCCUCUAUGGCAUCAAGUGCUUCGUGUCGAUCGGCUUCCUGGUCGUCUACCAGUACGCAAUCGAGAUUUACCCGACGGAAUCCAGAACAACGGGCGUUGCCAUCACCAUCGGAAGUGGCCGCCUCGCGGGUAUCAUCUCACCCCUCGUCAUCGAGGCCAUCGUGAGUGUGACUGGCGGCUUCUCCGCGUUUUUUUUCAUCUUGGUCUGUGCUACCUCGUUGAAUUUCUUGCUCGUUCCGCUACUGAAGUAUGAGACAUUCGGAAUGGCGCUGAAGGAUGACCAUGAUGACGAUGAAGAAGACGAGGCCGACGCGGAGGCGGGCAAGGCUUCGCCGGCCAAAGAAGAGGAGACCGAGGUGGCACCGCUGCUCCAUUCUAAGACCUCGAGGCAGCUCCAGUCUGGCCACCGCGCCAGCUGCAGCACGGUCUUCUUCGCCGAGCCGCUCAACCCACGCCUCUGA
This is a messenger RNA of Prorocentrum cordatum, 1830 nucleotides long. The record is from the annotation of a GenBank genome assembly. NCBI's taxonomy places the organism in Eukaryota, Dinophyceae, Prorocentrales, Prorocentraceae.